AUGAACGUCAGCAUUUAUGACUACCCGCGGGAAAUAUGGUACAUCAUUCCGUUCUGGGAGAUAAUGAUCAAAACAGUGACUUUCAUUCCGGUUAUCACGUUCGGGAUCUUCGGUAACGCCGCUCUGCUCUGCAUUAUCUGCACUUUGCGACCGUUGCGAACUCCAACAAAUAUUUUGAUUGCCAAUCUUGCCGUGGUGGAUUUGGCUACUCUGAUCGUAUGUCCCAUUAUGUUUAUGUUGCAUGAUUUCUACCAGAACUAUGUGAUGGGGCCAGCAGGAUGUAAACUGGAAGGAUUUUUAGAAGGAUCGCUACUUAUCACAUCGGUGUUGUGUUUGUGUGCCAUCAGCUACGACCGGUUAACGGCAAUUGUGCUUCCGAAAAAAUCCCGCCUAAAUGUUCGUGGGGUUUCUGUGUUGAUCUUCUUUGCUUGGUUUGUGGGCUUUUCGUUGGCCUUGCCUUUAACUAUUUUUCGAAAUUAUAAAGAACGCCAGUGGCACAACUUUCUGGAAACGUUUUGUGCAGAAAAUACCAGCUUUCUGCCACGCUAUUGGCAUGUGCUUAUUGGUGCCCUCGUUUGGUUUCCUCUGACCGUGAUGAUCUGCUGUUACAGUAUAAUUUUCCUGAAGCUCGAUCGCUACGAACGGAGAGUUUUGAGCAGGGAGCAUCCGAUUUCCGUGUGCUACAAGAAAAAGGUAGCCAAAUCUCUAUUUAUUGUUUUGGUGGUUUUCAUUGUGCUCAGAAUUCCUUUCACGACGUUGGUAUUUAUCCGGUACAAUCGGUAUGUGAACGAAAGCACUAACCAAAUUGGACAGGAUUUUUUGAUUCUCUGGUAUGUGUCACACUACAUGAUGUUUGUGAAUGCAGCAGUCAAUCCAGUGAUAUAUGGACUAACGAAUGACAACUUUCGGAAAGCUUACAAUAAGACCAAAAUUUGGCGCUGCUUCUGGGAUAAUGAACGUUUGAAUAAGGUCGAACCGAAGAGAGAACAUGCAAUUGCAGUCAUAGGUAAUUUGCAGCCACGUGGACCGUGUGCAAAUGAUAAACUAGAUGACUUCUCUGGUUGGGUUGUACAACCAAAAAACUGUGCACUGACUGCUGCUUCACGAGAGACUAAAUCAUCUCAGUUGAAACCAACCACGGAAGACAAUGACAAAAGUCCGUAUUAUUUAACAAACUAUUCAUACAUCAGUCAAUUCCAAUGUAAAAACAACAAGCUUCAGUCAACUGGAUAUAUUUAA
Molecule: messenger RNA, 1239 nt
Organism: Sabethes cyaneus
Lineage: Eukaryota; Metazoa; Arthropoda; Insecta; Diptera; Culicidae
Product: neuropeptide FF receptor 2-like
Exons: 3
Coding region: 1-1239 (412 amino acids)
Biological process (GO): G protein-coupled receptor signaling pathway
Cellular component (GO): membrane
Molecular function (GO): G protein-coupled receptor activity
Source: RefSeq, a predicted model, not a curated record